AUGGCGAAGCCGUACUACCCCCCCCCUCCCGGGCAAGCGCCGGCGCCGACGUACGGCUACGCGCAACCGCAGCCGGUGAUGGCGCAGCCGGUGAUGCAGCAGCCCGCGAUGGUGAUGAUGCAGAACGCCGGGCUGGGCUUCUGGAAGGCGUCGCUGUGCGAGUGCCAGUCCGACUGCGGCCUGUGCAUGGCGUCGUGCUUCCUCCCGUGCUGCGUCCACGGCUCGAACGCGAACAUGCGCCGCGACGCGCGCUUCAUCGGCCCGAUGGAAGGCUGCAACGGCGAGUGCAUCUGCUACGCGAUCGGGUGCUACGCGCGGCCGCUCUACGCGAUCUGCGGCAUGAGCGGCCGCGGGAAUCACCGCGCGAAGUACAACAUCGCGGGCGGCUGCUGCGGCGACUGCUGCACGCACCUGUGCUGCUACUCCUGCGCGGUCGGGCAGGAGUACCUCGACCUGAAGAAGCGCCUGGAACCUCCGCAGCAGGGCAUGAUGGGCGGCGUGAUGAUGUCGCAGCCGGGCGCGGUCAUCAUGCGCUAAGCGCCGCGUCGCGGACGCGUCGAUCGACGAUCCGCACGAAACGACGGUUUGGGAACCCUCGGUUUUUUAUUCAGCAGAGUUGACUAAAAUAUGACUUGACGAGCGCUCGCGCGCCUCCUCGAGCAGUCGUGAUGACUAGUCAUGUAAUGUAUCAACUUUUAUAUUCUUCCAA
Micromonas pusilla CCMP1545 is the source of this 709-nucleotide messenger RNA. RefSeq lists its product as uncharacterized. The record is from RefSeq and is a predicted model, not a curated record. Lineage: Eukaryota; Viridiplantae; Chlorophyta; Mamiellophyceae; Mamiellales; Mamiellaceae. Bases 1 to 537 code for a protein of 178 amino acids. The transcript has a single exon.